Molecule: messenger RNA, 300 nt
Organism: Caenorhabditis briggsae
Lineage: Eukaryota; Metazoa; Nematoda; Chromadorea; Rhabditida; Rhabditidae
Gene: Cbr-spp-1
Product: Protein CBR-SPP-1
Exons: 2
Coding region: 1-300 (99 amino acids)
Source: RefSeq, a predicted model, not a curated record
AUGGCACGUCUUCUACCUUGCCUCUUCCUUGUUCUUCUCGCUGUUGCUCCAUUCCUUGCUUCGCCACAAACAAAUCCAUUGAACUUGAAAAAGCAUCAUGGAGUUUUCUGUGAUGUCUGCAAGGCACUUGUCGAUGGAGGAGAGAAAGUUGGAGACGAUGAUCUCGACGCAUGGCUCGAUGUGAACAUUGGAACUCUUUGCUGGACGAUGCUUCUUCCACUUCACCACGAAUGCGAGGAAGAGUUGAAGAAAGUUAAGAAGGAGUUGAAGAAGGACAUUGAGAACAAGGAAGCACCAUAA